CAGUAGCAGCAUUUGUGUGGAAUUCAUGAUGCAAAAAAAACCAUUGAAAGCAAGUAAUUUGCUGGAUAAAUUACACCGUGGUGCAGUCUACGCAUGUAUCGGCGUUACGAUUUAUGGCACAUAUAUGCUUGGCAUGCGGUAUUACCACUACUACACUGUGAUACGUCCGGAAAAACAACAGGCCGAGGUAAAACUGCUCGACGAGGGUGCACAUGACAAGGCCAAGGAGCUAAAAUAUUAAAGGAAUUUUCUUGUUUUUCAAAAUAUUUGUGAUUCAAUAUAACCUAUAUAAAUGUUCAAUAUUUGAACUGGUCUGGAA
Molecule: messenger RNA, 319 nt
Organism: Scaptodrosophila lebanonensis
Lineage: Eukaryota; Metazoa; Arthropoda; Insecta; Diptera; Drosophilidae
Exons: 1
Coding region: 26-241 (71 amino acids)
Source: RefSeq, a predicted model, not a curated record